AUGGCGACGAAUCCCGCCCCUGCCACCGACACCCCAACAUCCUACACCGACCCUACCUUCUCCCUCGUCAACACCUCGUGCCUGGACCUGCUGCUAAUCGAGCUCGUCCCCAUGGCGUACCGCAUCACCGCCGACCUCGCCGCGCGCGAAGAAGAAUGGACCCGCGGCGCCACAAAGACAAACCGGCUCUCAGGCACAAGCAACGACGGCACGAGCGGCGGGCCCGUGGGCACCGUGGACGAAGAGGAAGCGCGGGAAGCGGUGUUCCAUCGAUUAGAAGGAUUGGGGUAUAGGGUUGGCUUGGGGGUUGUUGAGCGAUUCUCCCGCGACGCCCCCCGCCCCACCACCCCGCUCGACAUUAUCAAAUUCCUCUGCAAAGACCUCUGGACCCUGCUCUUCAAAAAACAAAUCGACAACCUCAAGACAAAUCAUCGCGGCAUCUACGUCCUGACGGAUAAUACCUUCAAGCCGCUGGGGCGCAUGAGCUUCGAUACAAAGAAAUACGACGCCGCGCUGCAGGCGAAUCUGGUGGCAACGACGGGCGAUGUCGCGCUGGGUCGGGAUGCGAAUAGUCAGGCGAGGGUCCAGCCGUUUUUGUAUUUCCCCGCGGGCGUGAUUAGGGGGUGUCUUGCGAGUUUGGGGAUUACGGCGACGGUUACGGCGGAUUGUGCGGCGUUGCCUACGGCGACGUUUCAGAUACGGACGGCGGGGGCGAAGAAUUGA
Parastagonospora nodorum SN15 is the source of this 723-nucleotide messenger RNA. RefSeq lists its product as hypothetical. The transcript has 2 exons. The record is from RefSeq and is a predicted model, not a curated record. Bases 1 to 723 code for a protein of 240 amino acids. Gene Ontology annotation, cellular component: cis-Golgi network; trans-Golgi network; TRAPP complex. Gene Ontology annotation, biological process: regulation of GTPase activity; endoplasmic reticulum to Golgi vesicle-mediated transport. NCBI's taxonomy places the organism in Eukaryota, Fungi, Ascomycota, Dothideomycetes, Pleosporales, Phaeosphaeriaceae.